This is a messenger RNA of Neltuma alba, 1024 nucleotides long. RefSeq names its product E3 ubiquitin-protein ligase RMA1H1-like. The transcript is spliced from 2 exons. Gene Ontology annotation, cellular component: endoplasmic reticulum. Gene Ontology annotation, biological process: ubiquitin-dependent protein catabolic process. Lineage: Eukaryota; Viridiplantae; Streptophyta; Magnoliopsida; Fabales; Fabaceae. Gene Ontology annotation, molecular function: ubiquitin protein ligase activity; metal ion binding. The record is from RefSeq and is a predicted model, not a curated record. The coding region runs from base 247 to 975 and encodes 242 amino acids.
CUCAUUUGAUUUUGAUUGAAUGUCCUAGCUUGCUCGAUCUUGUGCUUUUGCUUUCUUUUGAUCUUUGGCAACAUUCAGGUUUGCUGGGCUCAUAAAUAUCAAUCAAUUGAGAAUUGACCAUUCUGUGUUCUGAAUUAGAUGGCAUUUUCGUUUGGUCGGGGAGGUCCUGAUAGGAUGGUUGAUCUAUCUGGCAUCCGGUUAAAGGAGCACUGUUGGAAAAAGGUGUGAGAAUUGUGUCCAUGAUUCAUGGCCUUUGAACACUGCAUUUCCCAGGAAUGGAAAAGCAUUCCAAGUUCCAUGAUGACAGAGACUGGAAACUACAACGGAUGUUUUAAUUGCAACAUCUGCUUUGACUUUGCUCUUGAACCUGUGGUCACCCUCUGUGGCCACCUCUAUUGCUGGCCUUGCAUCUACAAGUGGCUUCAUGUCCAAAGUGCUUCUAUGGCAUCUGAUGAACACCCACAAUGCCCAGUUUGCAGGGCUGAUAUAUGCCCCACCACCUUGGUCCCCCUGUAUGGCCGGGGUGAAACCCCGGUUCCUUCCGAGCACGACACAAAGGCAUCAUGUCACGAUAUUUUUAUACCACCAAGACCGCGAGCAUUUGGCGCUCAAGCUCUGAUGUCAGCAUCAUCAUCUCAACGUGGUCAUCAUCAGCAUCUUCCUUAUCAUUAUCCUCAUCAAAGUCACCAACAUUUCAGUUCUCCUCGGUACCAAAGGGAAGGGGAUGCCUCAUCACAAGUGUUCAAUCUCAGUACCACUCUUACACCUCAAGGAUUUUACCACCCUGUGGCUGAGAUGGUUUAUGCCAGAGUGUUUGGCAACCCGGAAAAUUUAUACGCUUACCCGGAUGCUUAUCAGCAGAUGGGCAGUAACAGCCCGAGACUGAGAAGGCAGGUGAUGCAAGCAGAUAAGUCAUUGAACAGAAUCUCAAUCUUCCUCUUCUGCUGUUUUGUUCUCUGUCUCAUCGUCUUUUGAGCACCCUGGUUGAGAUUAUUUUGGAGUUUCUAAUGUAUAUUUUGUAAAG